AUGAUGCACAAACAAGAGAGCUUCGGCGACAAGGACCUACUAGCCCAAGGCGACUCUGAUCAUUUCCGAAGCAGUCUGGUGGGUUUCGCAUGCAAGAAGGGACUCAAGCCUGUCAGUCCCAAUCAGGACUCCUUCCUGGUAAUUCGUGUUGAAGGCGACGUGUCCAUUUAUGGCGUGUUCGACGGUCACGGCAAGAAGGGUCACGACGUGAGCAACUUCGUCAAGGAGUACCUCCCCAAGCACCUCGUUGGUCACCCCUCCUUUCGGUCGGACCCUCGUACUGCACUCCGUGAUGCAUUUCUGGCGACCCAGCAGAUGCUCGAAAUGACCACACGUGACGGCACAUUGGACGCUGCUGUUUCCGGGACUACCUGCACGGUCGUCCUUCAUUUCGAGAAGGAUGAUGAUGAGGCCACACCGUCAGGCGGUCAAUGCCUCUACGUCGCCCAUGUUGGGGACAGCCGUUGUGUCCUGGCCCAGAGGAGCUCAGCCAAUGGAAGUCUCCUUGCUGUUGAUCUCACCUCGGAUCACAAGCCAGAUUUGCCGCUAGAGAGAGCCCGCAUCAUUGCACGUGGUGGUGCCGUUCACAAACGCCCACAUGAUGUCAGCCAUCGGGUUUACGUACAAGGCAAACCCUAUCCAGGUUUAGCCAUGUCCAGAGCACUUGGGGACCUCGUUGGUUACUAUGAUGCGGGGGUGUCGGCCGAACCGGAGACCAUCCGUCGGGAACUACAAAAUGAAGAUCAAGAGGAAGCAAACUCUACAGCCCCGAGCUCGGCUGGCGAGGGCACUCCGUUCAUGAGCCCAGCGAGUGAGCCGUCACACCUGUUGCCACCGACGGGUUUUCGGCUGAGUACCGCUAGUAAUAAUAGCAGUUGUGGUCUUCUAAGCCCCAAAGUCGAGAUUGAUAUGAAGCGAGUUGAUCGAAAUAUUGACAAGUUCUUGGUCCUCUGCUCGGACGGCGUGUGGGAAUUUAUUUCAUCUCAAGAGGCAGUCGACAUUGUAUCAAAGUACACACCGCAGCACUCGAUGGAAGCCGCCCAUGACCUGGCUAAGGAGAGCUGGGCACGAUGGAUGCAUGAAGAGGACGGGACUGUAGUGGAUGACAUCACCAGUAUAGUAGUCCACCUCUGAAGAUACUCAAACCGUACGGUUUCACUUAUAUGUACUCUUUGAUGCAGCAUCCGUUUUGUAAUUCCCCAACACUGACGGUUACUACUGCCAAUAUUUGCAUGUGUAUUUAUUCACCUUAAACUACAGACGUUAUAACAUGUACAGUACCAUGAAGCAAGCACAUCUUGAAAAGGAAGCUACUGCAAUGUUAUCAUCUAGAUUGAAGCUCAUGAAAUAUCAUACUCCCUAGUGGGGAAGGUUUCAUUCCCAGUAGCAUGUCU
Molecule: messenger RNA, 1394 nt
Organism: Perkinsus marinus ATCC 50983
Lineage: Eukaryota; Perkinsozoa; Perkinsida; Perkinsidae
Product: protein phosphatase 2c, putative
Exons: 10
Coding region: 1-1134 (377 amino acids)
Biological process (GO): protein dephosphorylation
Molecular function (GO): protein serine/threonine phosphatase activity; cation binding
Source: RefSeq, a predicted model, not a curated record